AUGAGCUCCAGAAAACCUCCUCGACCUCUUCCUGGACAAAAGUCCAUUUUUCAGUGUUUUAAAACCCCAAAUUCUACUCCAGAUGACAGUGAAAGUUCAUCAACUGUUCCUGCUGAUAAUUCUCAGUCAUUUUCGGGUGACAACACAAAAUCUUCUCCCAAAGAGUCCACAUCUUCCCCAAAACAAUUUCAGGCAGAUCACUGCCAGAAUGAUGGGUACUCAGCGGGUUGCUCCCUGGGUGCGCGGUUUCUAGACAUUGGAACCAUUGAUGUCACAAGAAGACUCCGAAUGUCUGAUUCCAUGAAAAUGUCGACUUUAAUAUCAAGGUUUGAGCCUUCGCGGAGUUGGGUAAAGCCUAAAAGCACUCACGGCAAAAGCGGGGCAGCUAGGCGUGUACCUGACCUAGUGUUUGAUACUGUAAACUACCCGUAUUUAAGUUUUGCUGGGAAAAAACAAAACAUAGCCUUUCGUGGCAAAACAGAAGAAAAAAGUAACUUCAGAGCUUUGAUAAAUUAUCGCGCUGAAGUAGACAGUGAUUUGCACGACCAUCUAGCAAAUUCUCCCAAACAUGCACAGUAUUUAAGCCCCUCUAUUCAAAACGAAUUCAUACAUAUAUGCGGCAAUCAGAUUUCGGACUCUAUCGUGCACCGUUGCCAAGAUGCGAGGUACUUUUCUAUUCUUGCAGAUGAAUCUGCUGAUGUCAGCAAUACAGAACAGUUUGCUUUUUGUCUGCGUUAUAUUGAACGUCAGAGUUCCGGGAAGCAUGUGCUCCACGAGGACUUUCUUUCAUUUGUUCAGACAACAGAAACAACAGGUGAAACACUACACCAGUUGCUACUAGAUGAAAUACACAAACACAACCUGAACCCAAACUUUAUCGUUGGACAAGGUUACGACGGUGCUGGGAACAUGUCCGGUUGUCACCGUGGAGUGCAGGCAAGAUUUUCUGCAGAAUUUCCAAACGCAAAGUAUAUUCACUGUCGCAACCACCGUCUAAACUUAGCAAUAUGUCAUGCUUGCAGGGUAGCGUUUGUGCAGUCGAUGUUUACCGUUGUUGGGGAUGUAUUGUUUUUUAUCACAAGUUCUCCGAAACGUCUCGGAGUUUAUAGCUCUCAUAACGAUGACGGAGAAGCCUUAAAGAAGUUCUGCCCAACACGGUGGUCUCAGCACUCGGAAAGCAUCACUGCUUUCUAUACCCACUUCAAGUCAAUUGUAGAAACACUUACUGACCUUCAAGUUGGCAUGGACACCAAAACUAUGUCCACAGCGUCAAGCCUUCAAAAGGCUGUCCUGUCUUUUGACUUUGUUGUCGCUUUGUGUUGCGUCAGCGGUCCCUUAGAUACAUUGAAUCCUUUGACGGAUUCAAUGCAAGACCCUCAAUGUGACUUGGUCAAAGCAGCACAGCAUGCUAAAGUUCUUCAUGGGUUGCUGGCCGAGAGACGCAAUGACAUUGGGUAUUUUGGAGGACUUUGGGAAAAGGCUGUCGCCUUGGCAACUGCGCAUGACAUCAAUGUCUGUCAGCCUCGAGUUGCUGCAAGGCAACAACACAGGAAUAACAUAGCCGCAGAAACCCCAAAGGAAUAUUGGAGGUUGAAUAUGUUUGUACCAUUCAUGGAUCACCUUUUGUCCCAACUGCACGACAGACUGUGCCUCUCGACUACAAGACUGAACGCUCAGUAUCUAUUGCCAACAAAACUUCGGCAACUUUCGCCCGAAAUGUGGGCCGAUAUCAAGCAGGAGUAUUCUCCGUUCAUAGACUGCCAGGCUAUAGAUACUGAACUUGACGUCUGGAAGAGAGUUGCAGCGGAUUCGCCCAUACAAGGCUUGGCAGAGGCAGUUGAUGAAACAUAUCAACUAUACCCAAACAUACAUGUUGUGCUGAAGAUCCUCCUGACAAUGCCAGUGUCCACGGCCUCUGCUGAAAGAUCAUUUAGUAGCCUUCGCCGCCUUAAAACUUAUCUAAGAAAUACGAUGACCGAGGAACGGCUGACUGGACUCGCUCUGAUGCAUAUCCAUCGCAAUCACCAGAUCGAUAUCGACCAGGACUCGGACCAGGUCAAAAACCUUUCUGGUAUGGUUAAAGUAUCCAGCAAUAUCCGGCCACCUUCAUAUCUAGAACCAUCUCAGGGACUCGACAUUGGCCUCAAGCGGUAG
This is a messenger RNA of Mercenaria mercenaria, 2154 nucleotides long. Its product is annotated as 52 kDa repressor of the inhibitor of the protein kinase-like. Gene Ontology annotation, molecular function: protein dimerization activity. Lineage: Eukaryota; Metazoa; Mollusca; Bivalvia; Venerida; Veneridae. The transcript has 3 exons. The record is from RefSeq and is a predicted model, not a curated record. The coding region runs from base 1 to 2154 and encodes 717 amino acids.